AUGUUGCACAGACACGCAAUCCUCUAUGCCGCUCUGUGCAUGACUCAAGUAACCGGUGUCAUCUUCAAGCCAAUCCUCGAGCACCGAGGAAUCUGCGACCGAGGAGUUUACAUGGUAAAUCCACCUCGCCAAGUUUCCACCAGCGGCACCAGGGUGGACGUAUCCGAUGAGGGCUCCGAUGGUGACCAUGACAUACAUGAUAACUCUAGGACAGAUGCCGAGAGCAAUCUUCGAGUGGAUCCUACUAUUGUUCACUUUGGGGGCCGUGCUGGUGAAUGUUUGCCCUUAGCUAGCUCAUCUGCAUAUACAAGCUAUUCGGAGAAGAUCCAGGAAUUGAAUGGUGAUGCGGAGCACUGUCCUUGGGCCCCUUUCAAGACCAGGAUUGAUUGGGAGAUUGCCAAAUGGGCCAAACUCAGAGGACCCAGCUCAACAGCAUUUACGGAGCUCUUGGUGCGUGAGGCGCUAGGCUUAUCAUAUAAGUCCUCCAAAGAACUGAAUACAAUCAUUGAUACACGCAUUCCUGGCCGCCCCAAAUUUCAACACUCAGAGGUUGCGAUUGGUGAAGGUGUUUAUGACCUCUAUUCCCGUGAUGUUAUAGCAUGCAUUCGUGAUCUCUUUGGGGACGAAGAAUUUGCGCCACUUCUGGUCUUUACACCUGAACAGCAUUAUACCAAUGCUGACAAGUCAGAGCGUCUCUAUCAUGACAUGCAUACAGGCGAAUGGUGGUGGAAAACACAGGAAGCUGUGGAAGAGAAGACCCCAGGUGCUACCAUAGUCCCAAUUAUCAUCAGCUCAGACAAAACUCAGCUUACACUCUUCCGGAACAAGUCUGCCUACCCGGUAUAUCUGACUAUUGGGAAUCUUCCCAAGUCUAUCCGCCGCAAACCAUCUCGCCGUGGACAAAUUCUCUUGGCUUACCUUCCUGCUACUCGCUUGGAGCAGAUGUCAAAUAUCUCUGCCCGUCGUCGUGCACUAGCCAAUCUCUUCCAUGGAUGCCUUCAGUAUAUUCUUGCCCCACUAGAGAAUGCUGGCAAGAAUGGCAUUGAUAUGGCAAGUGGUGAUGGUGUUCACCGCCGAUGUCAUCCUAUAUUUGCUUGCUUUGUUGGUGACUAUCCGGAGCAGAUGCUUGUUGUGUGCUGUAAGCACGGAAGAUGCCCUAGCUGUGGAAUCCCACGUGAUAGGCUUGGAGAUGCAGUACUCGGCCCUCCUCGAGACAGAGACAAGGUACUGGAUGCCCUUGACCUGGCUGAAGAAGGUGGUGCACCAUUUAUACAGGCAUGUGAAGAUGCUGGAAUUAAACCAGUAUACAAUCCAUUCUGGCAACACCUCCCCUAUGUCAACAUCUUUCAGUCUAUUGUUCCUGAUGUGCUACAUCAACUUCUACAAGGUGUGCUGAAGCAUCUUAUUGCUUGGCUGAAGAAAGCGUAUGGCUCAGAUGAGAUCGAUGCAAGAUGUCGACGAAUGCCAGCCAGUCAUGGAAUGCGGUUGUUCACCAAAGGCAUAUCGUCACUGAGCCGAAUCUCUGGAUCUGAACACCGUGAAAUCUGCAAAAUCCUCCUUGGCCUCAUCGUCGAUCUUCAGCUACCGUCUCGCCUACAACCUACACGCCUUGUCCGUGCAGUCCGCAGCAUAUUGGACUUCAUCUAUCUUGCGCAGUAUCAUUGCCAUUCAGACUCAACUCUUGCUACUCUUGAUAAGGCGUUGCAGACGUUCCAUGAGAACAAGGCUAUAUUUGUUGAUCUAGGGAUACGGACCCAAUUCAACAUCCCAAAACUCCAUUUUGCCUCUCACUAUAGCUCCCUGAUUAUGGACUUUGGCACAACAGAUAACACCAAUACAGAAUCCACAGAGCGACUGCAUAUUGACUUUACCAAGGAUGCAUACCGUUCUACAAACAAGAAGGAUACAUAUCCACAGAUGACACGCUGGAUCGAACGCAAAGAGAAGGUUCUCCAUCACGACCUAUUCAUUCACUGGAAAAUCAUGCACUACUCUGGCCAAUCACAGCAGACUGUAACACAACCACCACAUAUCAAGCUUACCAAAGAGCCUUCGAAGAAAUCUGUCCACUUUGACAUUCUAGAAACUCAAUAUGGUGCCAAGGACUUCCUUUAUCACUUGAGCUACUUUGUAGCCAUCACCAACGAUCCUACUCUCAGUGCCCAGAAUGCUAGCCGUGCAGCAUAUACUACAUUUAUUCCAUUCACAUCUGUGCCAGUCUUCCAUCGCAUCAAGCUAUCUCACCAAGAUCCCCAUCAUUACUGCCCAUCACCCAAUCUGCAAGAUAAUUUGCAAGUUGAUACUACACGUCAUGAUACUGCCUUGCUCCGUGUUAAGGAGGAUAGCGGGCCAGGUGUAUCUGACUUUCGAGUUGCACAACUCCGUGUUGUCUUUCAGGUACCCAAGAAGUGGUGGUCUGCAACAUUCCUACCACAUAUAUCACCCCCAGAAUACUUGGCAUAUGUAGAAUGGUUUACGCCUUUCCGAAGACCACAUCCAGUUCAUGGUAUGUACCAGGUUGCUCGAUCAGUUGAGCAAGGGGUACGACAGGCAGAAGUUGUUCCACUUGACUGCAUUGAGCAGUCUGUGCAUCUGAUACCCAAGUUUGGGCCAAAAACAUCACGACAAUGGACUUCAAAUAAUGUCUUGGAUACUGCUACAGCUUUUUAUGUCAACUGUUUCAAGUCCUCGUAUGUGUAUAAAACUGUGUUCUAG
Molecule: messenger RNA, 2715 nt
Organism: Punctularia strigosozonata HHB-11173 SS5
Lineage: Eukaryota; Fungi; Basidiomycota; Agaricomycetes; Corticiales; Punctulariaceae
Exons: 5
Coding region: 1-2715 (904 amino acids)
Source: RefSeq, a predicted model, not a curated record